AUGGGUCUUCUCUCAAUCAUCUCUACUGCUCUCAUCCUCAUCUCCGCGCCCCUCGUCAUGGGCGUGGACUUCCCCAUCUCCGUCGGCCUUGAUAAUGGGUUCACGUUCACCCCAACCGAGAUCUUUCCGGUCAUCGGGGACACCGUCACCUUCACAUUCCUGACCAGGAAUCAUUCGGCGACGACGACAACGUUCACGAACCCUUGCCCUCCUCCCACGGGGGGUAUAGGACCGAACGCGUUUGAUAGCGGAUUCAUCGACGCCGUCAGCAUGCCCGGUAGCACCUUCACCACUACGAUCCUCGACACCGAACCUCACUUCGUCUCCUGCAGCCAAGCUGCCGGAGCUCACUGCCGCUUGGGAAUGACGAUGUCCAUCAACCCGACUGCCGACAUGACUCAGGCUGAGUUCUUUAACAAUGCCGUCAAUGAUUGA
Molecule: messenger RNA, 435 nt
Organism: Guyanagaster necrorhizus
Lineage: Eukaryota; Fungi; Basidiomycota; Agaricomycetes; Agaricales; Physalacriaceae
Exons: 3
Coding region: 1-435 (144 amino acids)
Source: RefSeq, a predicted model, not a curated record